Falco peregrinus (peregrine falcon) is the source of this 8101-nucleotide messenger RNA. It is a transcript of the gene CCDC88A, whose product is annotated as coiled-coil domain containing 88A. Gene Ontology annotation, cellular component: cytoplasm; centrosome. The record is from RefSeq and is a predicted model, not a curated record. Lineage: Eukaryota; Metazoa; Chordata; Aves; Falconiformes; Falconidae. Gene Ontology annotation, molecular function: dynein light intermediate chain binding; microtubule binding. Bases 500 to 6709 code for a protein of 2069 amino acids. Gene Ontology annotation, biological process: cytoskeleton-dependent intracellular transport; cytoplasmic microtubule organization. The transcript is spliced from 33 exons.
GAGCGGCGGUUGAGGGCGGCGGGACCCGGGCUGGCGGAGGGAUAACCGGCUGCCGCACGCAGACCGGUGCGGAGGGAUCCAUACGCUGGAACCGCCCGUCGGUGUGGGAGGGAAGAGGGGGCGAGUGAUGCGGCACGGCCGGCCUGGCUGAGGCGAGGUGGCCGUUAUUUGGGAGAAGGGAAUCCCAGUAGCUAGGCAGCCUCCCUCUUUUCUUCCCUUCCUUCCUUCUACCCGUUCGGUAUGUAGGAAGGGAGAGACAUCAAUGGAAAGGCUGAAAUACGUGUAGAUGGACUUUCAGAUGCAUUUUUUCUUGAAAGAGGAAGACAAAUCCCAGUUACCAGUGCACUGACUUUUUUGUUGUUGCUGUUGCAUUGCUUGGUGAAAAUGGGGUUCGCUUACUUCAGCUAAAUCCUUGGAGCAUUUCAGAGAGUUGCUACAGUGAAGGACUUUCAUAUUUUUUGCAUCAGAGGAGCUACAUUGAUGUUAAUUUUUUUGUAAAAUGGAGAACGAAAUAUUCACACCCCUUUUGGAGCAGUUCAUGUCUAGCCCUCUUGUCACCUGGGUUAAGACGUUUGGACCGUUAGCUGGAGGAAAUGGGACCAACCUGGAAGAAUAUGUGGCGCUAGUGGAUGGCGUGUUUCUGAACGAAGUCAUGCUGCAAAUUAAUCCAAAGUCUGCUAAUCAGAGGAUAAACAAAAAAGUGAACAACGAUGCAUCAUUAAGGAUUCAAAAUUUGUCUAUUUUGGUGAAACAAAUUAAAACUUACUAUCAGGAGAAUUUGCAGCAGUUGAUCAUGAUGUCUUUGCCAAAUGUAUUAAUAAUUGGCAAAAAUCCUUUUUCUGAGCCAGGUACUGAAGAAAUAAAAAAACUCCUCCUGCUUUUACUUGGUUGUGCGGUUCAGUGUCAGAAGAAAGAAGAGUUCAUUGAAAGAAUCCAAAGUCUGGAUUUUGAUACUAGAGCAGCUGUUGCAGCCCAUAUUCAAGAGGUAACUCAUAAUCAGGAAAAUGUGUUUGACCUGCAGUGGAUGGAUGUCAUUGUAUUGACACAAGAGUAUGUUGAACCUCUCUUGAAAAAUAUGGCGCUACAUUUAAAAAGACUUAUAGAUGAAAGAGAUGAGCACUCAGAGACUAUCAUAGAACUCUCAGAAGAACGGGACUGUCUCCGUUUUCUACCUCAUGCAUCAGCAGCACAAUCACCUUGUGGAUCUCCUGGCAUGAAACGCACUGAAAGCAGACAGCACCUGUCAGUAGAGCUAGCAGAUGCCAAAGCGAAGAUAAGGCGGCUUAGGCAAGAGCUUGAGGAAAAGACUGAGCAGUUGCUUGACUGUAAACAAGAACUUGAACAGAUGGAAGCAGAACUAAAGAGACUUCAGCAAGAGAAUAUGAAUUUACUCUCAGAUGCCCGAUCUGCCAGAGUCUAUAGAGAUGAAUUAGAUGCCCUUCGUGAGAAGGCAAUUCGAGUCGACAAGCUUGAAAGUGAAGUCAGCCGGUAUAAAGAGAGGCUGCAUGAUAUUGAAUUCUACAAAGCUAGAGUGGAGGAAUUGAAGGAAGACAAUCAGGUGUUGCUAGAAACCAAGACAAUGUUGGAAGAUCAAUUAGAGGGGACCCGAGCCCGUUCUGAUAAAUUACAUGAGUUAGAAAAAGAGAAUCUACAAUUAAAAGCUAAAUUGCAUGAUAUGGAGAUGGAACGUGAUAUGGACAGAAAGAAGAUUGAGGAGCUCAUGGAGGAAAAUAUGACUCUAGAAAUGGCUCAGAAACAAAGUAUGGAUGAAUCAUUGCAUCUUGGCUGGGAACUUGAACAGAUAAAUAGGACUACUGAACUUUCUGAAGUGCCACAGAAAUCACUUGGCCAUGAAGUAAAUGAACUGACAUCAAGCAGACUGCUGAAGCUGGAAAUGGAAAACCAAAGUUUGCUGAAGACAGUGGAAGAAUUGCAAAGUGCAGUGGGUUCUGUAGAAGGCAGUAGUUCGAGGAUUCUGAAGAUGGAAAAAGAAAACCAAAGACUUAGCAAAAAGCUUGAAGAGCUAGAGAAUGAAAUUAGUCAAGAGAAACAAAGUCUUCAGAACAGUCAGAAUUUGAGCAAAGAUUUGAUGAAAGAAAAAGCACAGCUUGAAAAGACACUUGAAACACUUCGCGAAAACUCAGAGCGACAAAUUAAGCUUUUAGAACAAGAAAAUGAACAUUUGAAUCAAACUGUAGCUUCUCUGAGACAACGCUCACAAAUCAGUGCUGAAGCGAGAAUGAAAGAAAUUGAAAAAGAAAAUAAAAUCCUUCAUGAGUCCAUUAAAGAGACCAGUAGUAAGUUAAAUAAGAUUGAAUUUGAAAAAAAACAAGUCAGAAAAGAACUGGAACACUACAAAGAGAAAGGGGAGAGAGCAGAAGAACUUGAGAAUGAGCUGCAUCGUCUGGAGAAGGAAAAUGAACUAUUACAGAAAAAAAUUACUAACUUAAAAAUUACUUGCGAGAAGAUCGAGGCCUUAGAACAAGAAAACUCAGACCUGGAAAUGGAAAACAGAAAACUGAAAAAAACUUUGGAUAGCCUAAAAAAUCUCACUUUUCAAUUAGAAUCAUUAGAAAAGGAGAAUUCGCAACUGGAUGAGGAAAAUUUAGAAUUAAGAAGAACAAUUGAAUCCUUGAAGUGUACAAGCAUUAAAGUGGCACAGUUACAACUAGAAAAUAAGGAACUGGAGAGUGAAAAGGAGCAGCUUAAAAAAAGCCUUGAACUCAUGAAAGCCUCAUUUAAGAAAACUGAACGCUUGGAAGUCAGCUACCAAGGCCUGGACACAGAAAACCAAAGGCUACAGAAAGCCCUUGAAAACAGCAAUAAGAAGAUUCAGCAAUUAGAAAGUGAAUUACAAGAUUUAGAGUCUGAAAAUCAGACUCUGCAAAAGAACUUGGAAGAGUUGAAAAUCUCUAGUAAGCGCCUAGAACAAUUAGAAAAGGAGAAUAAAUUGUUAGAACAAGAGACUUCUCAACUGGAAAAAGAUAAGAAACAGCUAGAGAAAGAAAAUAAGAGACUUCGACAACAAGCAGAAAUUAAAGAUAGUACCUUAGAAGAAAACAAUGUAAAAAUUAGUAAUCUGGAAAGGGAAAAUAAAUCUCUAUUUAAAGAAAUAGUUGUAUAUAAAGAGUCAUGUGUUCGCCUGAAAGAACUAGAAAAAGAAAAUAAAGAACUCGUGAAAAGAGCUACCAUUGAUAAGAAAACCCUUGUCACUUUACGAGAGGACUUGGUGAAUGAAAAAUUAAAGACUCAACAAAUGAACAAUGAUCUAGAAAAACUUGCCCAUGAACUUGAAAAAAUAGGCUUAAACAAGGAGCGUCUCUUGCAUGAUGAGCAGAGCAGUGAUGACAGUAGGUACAAGCUUUUGGAGUCAAAAUUAGAAUCCACACUUAAGAAGUCUCUUGAAAUAAAGGAAGAAAAAAUUGCUGCUUUGGAGGCUCGUUUAGAAGAAUCAACAAAUCUAAACCAGCAACUCCGUCAGGAACUUAAAACAGUGAAGAAGAACUAUGAAGCUCUCAAGCAAAGACAAGAAGAGGAAAGGAUGGUUCAGAAUUCACCUCCAAGAAGUGGAGAAGAAAAUCAGUCUGUCAAUAAGUGGGAGAAAGAAAAUCAGGAAACUACUAGAGAAUUAUUGAAAGUUAAAGAUAGAUUAAUCGAAGUGGAAAGGAAUAAUGCUACACUGCAGGCAGAGAAGCAAGCACUGAAGACACAAUUAAAGCAACUUGAGACACAGAAUAGUAAUCUGCAGGCUCAGAUUCUUGCACUUCAGAGACAGACUGUUUCUCUACAGGAACAAAAUACAACUCUACAAACUCAAAAUGCCAAGCUGCAGGUUGAAAAUUCUACCCUUAAUUCUCAAAGCACAUCCCUUAUGAAUCAGAAUGCACAGCUGUUGAUUCAGCAGUCUGCUUUGGAAAAUGAAAAUGAAUGUGUGCUCAAGGAACAUGAGGAUCUGAAAUCAUUGUAUGAUUCGCUUCUCAAAGAUCAUGAAAAACUUGAACACCUACAUGAACGCCAAGCUUCUGAGUAUGAAUCUCUGAUUGCUAAACAUGGAAGUCUUAAAUCUGCACACAAAAAUCUGGAGGUGGAGCAUAAGGACUUAGAAGAUAGGUACAAUCAAUUGCUGAAACAGAAAGUACAGCUGGAAGAACUGGAGAAAGUACUCAAGAUAGAACAGGAGAAGAUGCUGCAACAAAGUGAAAAACAUGAAACUGUAGCAACAGAGUAUAAAAAACUUUGUCAUGAAAAUGAAAGGCUUACUCAUACAUACAGUCAGCUCCUGAGAGAGAACGAAGUUCUCCAAACUGAUCAUAAGAAUUUGAAAACAUUAUUGAAUAAUUCCAAACUAGAACAAACUCGAUUAGAAGCUGAGUUUUCUAAACUCAGAGAACAGUAUCAACAACUGGAUAUUACAUCAACAAAACUAAAUAAUCAGUGUGAGCUGCUUAGCCAGCUUAAAGGAAAUCUGGAGGAGGAAAACAGACAUCUACUAGAUCAAAUUCAGACAUUAAUGCUACAGAAUAGAACAUUACUUGAGCAGAAUAUGGAAAGCAAGGAUCUCUUCCAUGUAGAGCAAAGGCAGUACAUUGACAAGCUAAAUGAAUUAAGGCGACAGAAGGAGAAACUGGAGGAGAAGAUAAUGGAUCAGUAUAAAUUUUAUGAACCAUCUCCGCCAAGAAGAAGGGGCAACUGGAUUACUCUGAAAAUGAGGAAGCUGAUAAAAUCUAAGAAGGAUGUUAAUCGAGAACGUUUGAAGUCCGUGACCCUUACACCUACCCGUUCAGAAUCCAGUGAAGGAUUUCUUCAGCUGCCCCACCAGGACAGUCAGGAUAGUUCCUCUGUGGGCUCAAACUCUCUUGAAGAUGGCCAGACCUUGGGGACCAAAAAGAGUAGUAUGGUUGCACUGAAAAGACUGCCCUUUUUGAGGAACAGACCGAAGGAAAAAGACAAAAUGAAGGCCUUCUACCGUCGCUCCAUGUCCAUGAAUGACCUGGUGCAGUCCAUGGUCCUAGCAGGAGGACAAUGGACAGGUAGUUCUGAACAUCUGGAGGGUCCUGAUGAUAUAUCUACGGGUAAAAGGAGGAAAGAAUUGGGAGCUAUGGCCUUCUCUACUACAGCUAUCAACUUUGCCACUGUCAACUCUUCUACAGGCUUCAGAUCCAAGCAGUUGCUAAAUAAUAAAGAUACUACAUCCUUUGAAGAUGUAAGUCCGCAAGGUAUUAGUGAUGAUUCUAGUACAGGAUCAAGAGUUCAUGGAGUACAGGACAUUAUCUGUGCAGAUGCUCUUGCUCCUCCUGUUCGUGGCAUUUCAACAAUGUGCAAGGUUCCUUGUCAAAUCUGUUCUUCCAGACCAGCCAGCCUUGAUAGUGGCAGAACAUCCACUAGCAAUAGCAAUAACAAUGCUUCACUCCAUGAAGUCAAAGCAGGUGCAGUUCACAAUCAAAGCAGGCCGCAAAGUCACAGCAGCGGAGAAUUUAGUCUGCUACAUGAACACGAGGCUUGGUCGAGCAGCAGCAGCAGUCCUAUUCAGUAUUUGAAAGGACAUACAAGGUCUAGUCCUGUGCUCCAGCAAAGAAUGCCAGAAACACUGGAUAGUCGUGGAAAACCGACCAAAACCAGUUCUCCUGGAAGUGAAGUUGUUACCUUGCAACAGUUUCUAGAAGAAAGCAACAAGAGUACCUCAAGCGAGAUGAAAUCUGCAAGUGAAGAGAAUCUUUUAGAUGAAGUCAUGAAAAGCUUAUCUGAGUCCGCAGAGCUGACAGGAAAGGAAAAGCUGAGAAAGCCAUCUGCCGGUUGUGGUAUUGUGAGAUCAUUAAGUGUAAAAAAUACAGUUGAUUUCUCAGAUGGACGAUCCAUUAAACCAGAACAACUUGUAAGGCCCAGCCUUCGUAAAACUGAAGAUACCUACUUCACCAGCUCUCCGAUAAAAUUUACAUCAGGCACUCAAGGGAAGGCCAAAUCAGUUAAAGAAAAGAUACAAGCAACUGUAUCACAGCGACAAUCAAGAGAUUGCAAUCCUUAUGCUACCUUACCUCGUGCAAGCAGCGUGAUUUCUACAGCAGAAGGAACUACUCGAAGGACAAGCAUUCACGAUUUUUUAUCUAAGGACAGUAGGCAACCGGUAUCAGUUGAUCCAGCACCGUCCACCGCUGACAGGAGUGUUCCAUCAACCUCUAGUGAGUACUCAGCACACCAGUUAUCCUCUAAUUUUUUUCACUGUGUGGCUUACAGAGUAGAUUGUGUUCCACAGAGUGAUGCAGCUAAUACUGUUAAACCACAUAAUUUAGGCUGUAACUCUGAUGUGCCUAAGACUUCAAGGAUGGAAAGGUCAAAUUUUCGUGAGAGAACUUUGCUAAGCACAAGUGUGUUUAAUGAUAAAGUCAGUAUAUCUGGUAAUGACAGCACAGGAUCAUUUACUGUGACUCAGCCAUUUUUAUCCCUUAACACCGAAUUAGUUAGUAAUAUAAGUGGAUUGCCCCAGAGAACUACAUCAAAAACAGCUGAUCAGGCAAAUCUGUCAGCAUUUAGAUCAGUAGCAAAAAAUCAGCAACAGCCUUCAGCUAAUCAGAAAUCUGAUCCUGGUGACCUAUGGUCAGUUCUAACUAGUGAACUUGUUCCUACCACCUGUGUAAACUCUAGUGGGGCUGAAUCCCCACUACUGGUUUCUGAAGAUAAUAAAACUGUGUGGUAUGAGUAUGGUUGUGUAUGAUAAGGAAGUUCUGCUAUUAAAUAUAUAUAUAUAUAUAUAUAGUCUAAUGUGACAUCUAGGUGUUCUCAACGUCUCCUGAAUUUAGAGAAAAUAUCACUACGAUGAAAAAAGCGAAUUCUUGUUAGGUCUGUGGGUUGUUUUCCAAGCACAACGGCACAGGGCUCAGUUGUGUACUCUAGCAUGUGUGAUUGAUUGUACAAUUGUAACCUCACCAAAGUUUGCAUGAAACAUUAAUUGCACUGUAUAUAUUUUGCAUGCCUUGAAGUCUUUAUAAUACCAGCUUUAUUUUUAUUUGUCACGCAUCACAAAUAUUUUUGGUUUUUUCCUGUACGUUCCUGAAUGCAUGUUAAACCAAUCGCAUGCUGCAUUGCCAAAAAUGGCCCCGUGAGCAACAGAACGGCCGGUACAAAGACAGUACUCUUCAGUUGUGCUCAUGCUUUCAGAUGUGUCAGUAACACAUUGAUUAUGUAUCUGGAGUAAAAGUCUUUCCUUCCCCUUUCAAAACCGAGAUACUAAUGAAAAGAAGCAUUUAGAGAGAGUUCAGUGUCUUACCCCUUUCAUUUAUGCCAUGUCCUGGCAUAAAUGCGCUUUGCACAAGGAACAAGUUCUAGCCCAAUAAUUCAGCGCCUCUAGCUUGUACAAUAAAAACAAAUUACUGUUCAUCCUUAUUAAAAUAUUUGAACAUCGAUAAAUACAAAGACCAUUCAUAAUCCUAAACAUAGAUGAUAAUUCUUAUAAAGAGGUAAUAAAUAGUCACAUGAUAUGCAGCACUUGUAAUGAAAAAAUGAUCCUUUCCACCUUUUCCCUUUUGUAUGCUUUGUCUUUCCACGUCUGGUGUACAAAUGUGGUGAAGUGUACGGUUUUAUUAGGAGUCAAAUAACAGAGUUAAUAUGAGACUCCUUGUGAUGUAUGGUAAUAAAGACCUGUAUUGAUUAUGGUGGAAAUUCAUUUUUUCUUCUCAAUAGAAGUAACACUGAUAUAAUAGAAAGCAAGAUGUGCAACAAAAUAACAGAAAAACUGUUAAACUAUACCACAGUUAAAUAAAUAAAUUAAAAAAAAAAACAAACCCAAAAUUGCUUGGAAAGUUAUGGGAGCGUAGGACUGCUUAAGCGAGUAACCAGCUAAAGAGAAAUGUUGAAAAGUAAUUACUUAAUAUGCCACUGUUUCUGCAAUUGCUUGGAACUUCUUAAUGGUAAACAUAAACAGAAUUUAAAAUUGUAUUGUACUGAAACUAUGAUUAUGUGAGGCUUCAGACAUUAGCACUUUUUUGCAAGAGGACAUAGUUACUGACAGUUACGGUAGGCCAAAAUUACAUAUGCUAUAAAAAAACCAAUGCAAAUAAAUCUAGAGGAAAAAUAUUUAAAAAUGAAAAUAAAUACUGAAAAUAACGAA